AUGAAGAUCGAUGAUCUGCUGGAUACUUUUGUACCUCCAGAGGUAGUGCAAAAGUACUUUCCCUGCGGCCUCUGUGGGCACGAUAAACACGGUCGUCCCGUCCUCUACUGCCCAGCCGGCACGGCAGAUGUCUUUGGUCUCAUGAAGUCGGCUCCACGUGCACAGUUAGUCAACUCUCAGUUCUACCUGAUGGAGAGCGUCCUCCACAGGCAUUUUCCCUCAGCGGCAGCCGCCGCCGGUCGUCCCGUGGAUCAGUUGGUGGUGAUCUUUGACCUGCAACACAUGAACCGGCGCCAGUUGUGGAGACCCUGGCUGAGCUUUGUUCAGGAGUUGACCUCGACCUUUGAACUGAACUAUCCUGAGGUCAUGGCUGUGAGCUUUGUUAUCAAUGCGCCGGCCUUCUUCUCGCUCGUAUUCUCCCUCCUCAAACCGCUACUGAGCAAGGAAACUCAGGCGAAGGUUCAUGUGAGUUACAGGAGAUUUUGUUUUAUUUUACCCAGUCAGUGUUCUUUUUUUGUUCCCGUGCGUUUUCAGCGGGUACCCGAAGUUAUUUUCGCGUGCAUAGUAGAGCCUGUCAAGGGAGGAGCAUGA
Dibothriocephalus latus is the source of this 591-nucleotide messenger RNA. The record is from the annotation of a GenBank genome assembly. Lineage: Eukaryota; Metazoa; Platyhelminthes; Cestoda; Diphyllobothriidea; Diphyllobothriidae.